GCAGUUGUGGACUCGGUGCUGCCACAAAGGAAAUAAUCGACCACAUCAUCUUGACCCGCUUCCGUCCGCCAUUCGCUCUUUCACAACUCGACCGGCUCGUGGUGAACAGUGGACUCGUCCGUAACGCACUUUCCGAAUUAAUUGUAACAAUGGGUUUUGUUAAGGUGGUAAAAAACAAACAAUACUUCAAACGAUAUCAAGUAAAAUUCAAGAGGCGUCGUCUAGGGAAAACGGAUUAUUAUGCUCGCAAGAGACUAACUGUUCAGGAUAAAAAUAAGUACAAUACACCCAAGUACAGGCUGAUUGUACGUCUCUCAAAUAAGGACAUUACAUGUCAGAUUGCUUAUUCGAGAAUUGAAGGUGAUAGAAUUAUAUGCGCUGCCUACAGUCACGAGCUCCCCUCGUAUGGAGUCAAAGUAGGCCUCACCAACUACGCAUCUGCCUACUGCACUGGUCUGCUCUUGGCCAGAAGGCUUCUCAAUAAGCUGGGAUUGGAUACGUUUUAUACCGGCACACCAGAGGUGACCGGUGACGAGUACAAUGUCGAAGACUUGGCAAAGGGUCCGAGCGCGUUCAGAUGUUAUCUGGACACAGGAUUAAUGCGUACCACAACCGGUGCACGUGUCUUCGGCGCCAUGAAAGGUGCAGUUGACGGUGGCCUGAAUAUUCCUCACAGCACCAAGAGAUUUCCAGGCUACGACAAUGAAACGAAGUCGUUCAACGCUGAUGUGCACAGACAGCAUAUAUUUGGCCAGCAUGUCGCGAACUACAUGAAAACUCUCGAAGAAGAAGACGACGAAGCUUUCAAGAGACAGUUCUCGAUGUACAUCAGUAACGGCAUAUCGGCAAAUGACAUAGAAAACAUCUAUAAAAAAGCUCAUGAGAAGAUUCGCGCUGAUCCGGUACACAAGAAGAUCACGCGAGAAAAAGAACCUGUCAAGAAGAGAUGGAAUCGCGCGAAAUUGUCGCUUUCAGAAAGGAAGAACAACGUAGCGCAGAAGAAGGCUUCGUUCAUGAAAACUUUGGAAGAAACCGAAGUGUAAUUUCUUCGUCAUGCUACAUCUCUUUUGUAAUUUACGCAUACAUUUAUGCGUGGACUCAAUCGAGAAUAAAGAGAAUUACCCCCGCA
Messenger RNA from Pseudomyrmex gracilis, 1129 nucleotides. RefSeq names its product 60S ribosomal protein L5 (gene RpL5). Lineage: Eukaryota; Metazoa; Arthropoda; Insecta; Hymenoptera; Formicidae. The transcript has 6 exons. Gene Ontology annotation, molecular function: structural constituent of ribosome; 5S rRNA binding. Gene Ontology annotation, biological process: translation; ribosomal large subunit assembly. The record is from RefSeq and is a predicted model, not a curated record. Gene Ontology annotation, cellular component: ribosome; cytosolic large ribosomal subunit. The coding region runs from base 150 to 1043 and encodes 297 amino acids.